Messenger RNA from Pseudozyma hubeiensis SY62, 3906 nucleotides. RefSeq lists its product as hypothetical. The record is from RefSeq and is a predicted model, not a curated record. The coding region runs from base 1 to 3906 and encodes 1301 amino acids. The transcript has a single exon. Lineage: Eukaryota; Fungi; Basidiomycota; Ustilaginomycetes; Ustilaginales; Ustilaginaceae.
AUGGAUGGUGAUCGAGCAUCGGCGGCUCGCAAGCUGCCACAGACAGCUGCCAACUUCUUCGUGGGACCAAAUUCCAGGGUGCCGCGCACGACAUUGGCUCAAUCAUCGCAUGUCAUCUCUACACCAGCAAUCAAUUCUCCCGGCCCCGCAACAUCGCCUCAUGUGGCCAGACAGAAGUUGAGAGCAUCGCCGUUUCCGAUUUCGCCGACCUUCACCAAAGAUCUGAGCUCACCUCGAAGCGCGGGCAAUCCAGGAAGCAAGGUCGCUAAAGCCGUCCACCUCUUCUCCAACCUUGCCGACGAGGCGGGAGCAUCAACUUCUAAUAGCCUAGAGACACCUGCAACAUCCUCAUUCUAUAUCGAAACAAGUCCGAAUUCGAGCCCAUUCGUCAAGUACCUUCCGAGCUCUCAGAAAACAAAGCCCUCGCCUUCAACGAACGGCUCCUUGAUCGCUGGAUCUGAGGUCGACGUCUUGCAUCGAAAUCUCACAGAACAACAACACAAUGGUGAGGCGUUUCGAGAGAUCAUUCCCGCACCAGGCCCUGUCACUCUUCAUCCCCAGUCUGCGACAGGCACAGAGUGUUACCUCCCUCCCUUCGACACUUUAGAGGACACACUGGUCAUUCCUGCGUCGGCUUUCUCAGAUCUUACUGCUUCCCUAGCUAUCGCUGCUAACGAGAAGACGGAGAUCUUAAAGCAGGAGAAGGACAGUCCCCGAAGCGAGAAAGCAAGCUCGCAUGUACAAGACGAGGAAUGUUUGACUCAAGCCGACCAUAGACCUGGUUCACCUCCUCCACGGGAGAUUGCGAAUAUAUUGAUCGCGCAGGCGACAUCUCAUCGAUCUUCGCGCGCAUCGAUGUCAAGCGGCGAUACUAGGCUGCCUGCCACUCCACGAAGCUCCAGGGAUUUCGAAGUUCAGGAGAGCAAGCUCUCUUGGACAGCACAUCGAGCUCUGUUGGGCGAGCUAGAGCUGUUGGACUCUCCGCCUCACAUUGACACCCGCUGCCAUCAGAACGGUAUCGAAGGCUCCGAUAAUCGUCGUCAUCAGACGCUCGUCGCAAAUGAAGCCCUAGCCGGUGACAUUCCAGAAAUCUGGAAGCCCUCGCUCGAUGACUUGGAUGAGACAUCACGCAGUCCUCUUCAACAAGAGGAGGGUGGAGACACUGCGUCGCAUCAAGCCAAGAGAGACUCGUCCCUCCUCAGCAAGGAGAGGGUCGGACAAGGCGUGAACCAGCGCACCCAGACGCACCCAGCGCUGCUUUCAGAUCGCUUGACGUGGCAUUCGCAAGAUGACCUGCAAGACUCAUCGGAUAGUGAUCGAUCCGUGGCAAACGGCGCAAUGCUGUUCGACCUGAUCGAUAUGGUCGAUACGCCUGCCUCUCCGAUAGAUAAUGCAAGAUCGAGAGACUCGCGCCUCAGUAGGACUGCGAUCUGGAUCAAGUCCACUAUGAACGAGUUCGGAUCCAUCCCGGAGCAACCAGCUAGUCCGCAUAAAGGCCAUGAUGCCCCGACACCACUGUCACUCGUAUUGACCUCAGGUACGACAGCAAGGCCGGCUCAAAUUGAGCACCAGCGGAGCCUCGAGACUCUUCAACAAAACGUCUUCGAAGAGGAGGCAGCCUCUGUCGACCAUAUGACGGACGGUCGCUUUUCGACGAGAGAGCCAACUCAUGGCCCCGAUGGAGAUCCUGUCGCAGCCGAGAUCAGAUCCCUUGACUCGAGGCGUGAUCCAGGCCGAUCCUUAUUACCUCACAUAUCGCCAGCGCAGCCAAACCGCGAGAUUAUAGGCAGGUCAUUUUCUCAACGGGCCCGUGCCGGACAGCAGGCAGUAGAGAAGGUCAGACGGACUCCUGGUCGUCUCAAGAUACCGGAAGCUCGAAUCUCCAGCUCCACACGUCAACGCCGAGACAGCUUGAAACUGCUUGACUCGCGUCGAAACCAGAAUGUAGCCGGAGACGAGCGGACUACCUCAUUACGUCUAGACACGUCAAGAUCGCGACAUGUCGCAGAGACGGGUCGCAAGAACGCUGUCACCAACAUGCUGCACUCGUGGUCAGCCACAAAAGACGAGCCGUCGAUCCAGGCUGUCUCUUCAGAUCAUACAAAGCACCACGUCGGUCGAAUGGUCGAGGAUUGGGACGGUGUCAAUAUGGCAAGUGACGACGAGGAAGUCGCGUCGGUGGCGACGUACAAGCGCCUGACCCUGAGGCGCACGUCAGACUUUGCUGUGCACACCACGCCUCGUCGGGAGUCACGUCCGCUUCCAGGGAAGCUGUCGCGAUUCGGAGCGGAAGCACCCACCACGCAGACGACCCCAAGACGUGAGCGACCACUCAUGCGACUUCGUUCUUCUCCAUCCUCUCCAGUCGUUCAGAAAACUCCUCUUCAGCCUGGACGGCGCACAAGGCCGGCUGGAACGAAAUCGCCGCCAAGUCCUCCAAGCCAUGGCAAUUGUCCAGCUUACCGGAAUGGAACAGUCCAGCAAGAUACAUCUGACAGCUCAGACAAGCGGAAAUGUGACAUAGUCAGGUCCGGUCUCACUCUUCCUCGUGAGAGCGCACUCUGCACUGACCUGAAAGGCUUGUUUAGCGAUGCUCAGGAUGGUAAGCUUCGAUCACCUUUGCGUCCGAGCGACAAUCCUCUUGCGGACACCGCAACGCAGCAAGAAAACGUGUCCGUGACGAAGCGCAAACCGCCUACAAGGACUCUAAUCUCGGGCCACGAGGAAGCCUCGUUCAGACCAGCGAAGGUGCAAACGUUGAGCUCCGCGUUCAGCACACCGAGACGACUGGCCGUCAGCACCGUCGAGACCUCCCCUCGGACGAUCGUAUCGGAGCUGUGGACUCCUGCACAAAGCAAUCCUGCAGGCUCUGCCUUGACAGAUGAGACUAGGGUCAGCAUUCCUGAUGGAUCGCAGAAAGCACCUCUUGCCGAAGUUCGCCCGGGACAGAGGUCCUGGGAUUGCUUGAGACAAUAUCAGCGAGCGAUUCCACGUCGUGUUCUGUCCGACUCAAGUCGUCAUGGCGCUCGAUUCAACAGCCAAGACCAACAUCUGGCGUCACAUGAUAGCACGAGUCAUCUGCAGCCAAGGCCUCAUUCCACUCCCCACGAUCAUCGUUUCCUUGCCAACACAACGCUGGGAGCGCGCCACAAUCGCAGACGACCAAGCGAUCCUCCGAGCGGUCUGAAGCAAUCGAACUACCAGCGACAGCGCACGGCGGCCGCAUCCGAAAACAUAUCCGACACCAGCGUGCCUGGGUUUGAGAUCAGUUUCCAGCUCACAGAGCCGCAAAUGGCGCCCGACGUCCAGCAAGGCACAUUGUUGGAAUUCGGCCUGCGUGUCCACAUCAAGCCGAGCAGGAGCGCACCAUUCGACGAGGCUUGGACGCUGAGACCCCCUUCUCAGGCGUGUGCCGACUCAAGCAUCGGCUCAGCUCGCCGGGAAGCCUCGUCGUCCCGCUUGCCGCAGUACGAGUACGACAAUCUGAGCGCGAGCGACAUGAGCAGGGUGCAAGAAGAGGCACAAGAGCACCUUCACCGCACAAUCACAGUGCCAAAACAGCGCGCAUCUCGUAUCAAUGCAGGCGGGGUCGCAACUCAACCCUCGGAGUACACCGAGCUCGAUCCCGACUUUUCCUUCCACAGCACAGCGGUCUCAGACACAGCGGAUUCACCCAACUCGAGAUCGUAUCUCCGAGCGAUGAGGUUGACAGGCUCGCAGCAGUUUACCGGCUCGCGUUCCGUCGGAUCAUCCAGCAUCGUUGAUCAUGAUCGAGUGUGGGUUGCCAGUCGCCGGACAGCCGCACGCAGACCCAUUGCGUCUCCCGGACUCGCAUCUCCGCUUCCGUACAUCAAGCGUGCACCACCUAGAGCAGCGUCCUUGUCCGCUGUCGCUUUGCAUUCGUAG